AUCAAUCAAUACCAUGUUGUGUAACAGGCUACUUGGAAAUAUUUUCAACUUUCACUUUCAUUUCACAGAAAAAAAGGAAAUUCUGUGCCUAUUUUAAGCAGAAAAUCAGAUUUCUAUGUAAUCUAGUCAUUUGAUUAAUAUCUUGGAAAUGUAGCCUACACGUGAUUCUGCAUAAAACCAACAAGGAGUGAAGUUAACCUAUUCAUAUUUCAAGUGGAACAAAGCCUAUAGACCAGAUAUUGAUUUCAAUCACAAGAUACAAUAAGAUGAAUAAUCAAAUUAUCAAAAAUAUUCAUGUAUUAGACAUAAAGCAGACGCACCGGGUCAAUGUACAGUGGAGCAAGUCACAUCAAGUUCACCAUAUAUGGUUUAUAGUUUACAACGUGCAGACGGCACAGAAAGCAUUCCACCUGUUUAACCUGAUGGAACGAUGGUCAUUGGCUGCAGAUUACGAUACAAACGCUACCGUCAUGGUAACAGUCUACGGCCUUGAUGAUAGUUCAAAGGUUGUCAUCAGCAACAGUAUAGCCAUUUUUCCAAAUUCUAAACAGAUUCAAGAUCUGACACUUCACACUCAUGUUGAAAGAAAAAGUGUUUUAAAUCCAGAAACAGCUCUGCAGGAGAUCCCGCCAGAGAAUCUGCCUGUAGAUGUAAACCAAGAAAUUCAUCAAGACACACAGCAGCCUUACACUGUUUUUAAAAUUACACAAAAGUCACUAUCAUCCAAACAUCCUGAAUCUUAUAUACAAAUAAUAAAAUCCAAUACUACUGGUAAGACAGGUACUACAUUUACCGAGCAUGUAUUUGUUUCCUCCACCAAUAACAAUGAAAUACUGUGUCCACUCAACUUGCCGUCAAGACAAGAAUGCACAUUUAAAAUUUUCAAAGUUUUAAAAACUGGUGGCAAAUAUUCUGUUCUAGGUGCUACUGAUAAAACAACGUUUAUUAUUCAUUACCAACAAAGGGAUGUUCAACUUUUAUUAGACCUGGCAGAAAAAUACCGGCUGAGACGAACAAAAAACAGACAUCAUUCUAAAUCACUACCAAUUCCCUGUCUAUAUCGAGAUAAACCUAGCAACCAUGAGAAAAUCAUCGAAGCCAAGGCAACUGGAGUAAUGUCCAAAUAUAUAAAAGAUAAAAAUGGCGACCAGGCAUCUAGCAUAAACAAGAAAAUAAACGGACUUCACUUCAGUGCGUCUGCCAGCAAGGUAACGAAACAACCACUUGAGAUUUCAUUUUUUGGCGAUUACAGAAUAACUAUUCCACCCCAGAGUAUUCUUCCGGGGCAUAAUCUGUAUUUCGCUGAUUUUUAUUGUAAAAAAAUCCGAAGUCCACACUACGUAACCCUUGUGCUAACUGUUCCUGGCAGUGUGGAAGAUGUCUACUGUUGUAAUCGUCUGGUUAAGCUGGACUUAAAAAAUAACAAAUUCAUGUAUUAUGACAGACGCCAUGGUUACCGUACGACAAAGGCUAUGCACAUAGAGGUCUUGUACACGGAGGAUAUCGAUCUAAGCAUCUGGCGCCAAAUACCCAAUUUCCAAGAGUUUGUACUGCCUAAAGAAAAUGUACGCGGUAGAGGGCGCAGCAGAAUUGAAGGCCUUCCAAAAUAUACGGCAUGUGAAACAUGUAACCUACCAUUACCCUGAUUGGCUAAUUCAUUCCUACCAUUGUCCUGAUUGGCUAAUUUAUCAUAGAUCGUAAUAACUAGGCCUCCCUACUUGAAUAAUUAAACAUCUGUCUGUUGUAUAUCAUCAUUAAUCAAUUAUAAUAGGGUUACUUCAUUGAACAUUCCGGAACUUAAUUCUCUCAAUACCAUAAAUAGUGACAAUUGAGUGAAAAGGAGGAUUUCCGGCUACAACGCAUGCGUCAACUGCAUAAGAAAGUAUGACGAAAUAUAUUCGUUGUGUUUAAUUCUACUCACACCACCUCUGUAGUCACGACUGAAAGAACUGUCACAGGACUGAACUCUGCGUCAUUCCAUUGCAAUUCUGUCAAUUCAGGGCGUUCCGGACUGACAAUUGAGGAUCCCCAAUAUAAUUCAAUUACAAUUCUGCGUCAUUCCAUUGCUAUUCUGUCAAUUCAGGGCGUUCCGGACUGACAAUCAAGGAUCCCCGUUAUUAAAUAUAAUAUCAGUAUAGUUUAUAGAUAAUCACAUUUUAAUACCAGGGGGUGGGUUAUAAUAUUGAAUAAUCAGUAUAAUUUAUAGAUAAUCACAUUUUAAUGCCAGGGGGUGGGUUAUAAUAUUGAAUAAUCAGUAUAAUUUAUAGAUAAUCACAUUUUAAUGCCAGGGAGUGGGUUUUAAUAUUGAAUAAUCAGUAUAAUUUAUAGAUAAUCACAUUUUAAUGCCAGGGAGUGGGUUUUAAUAUUGAAUAAUCAGUAUAAUUUAUAGAUAAUCACAUUUUAAUGCCAGGUGGUGGGUUUUAAUAUUGAAUAAUCAGUAUAAUUUUCUUUUCGGUUGUAUUAAUGAUUAAAUUUUUACGCUUUUUUGCAAAAAAAAAUUGUAAUUGAUUUGUCCUUGUGCUUAGUGUGUACGCUUAGAAGCAUGCUUUAUUAUUAUUAAAUUGCACACAAACUUUCAGUCAAACUUUUAGUCUAGUGUAGUUUUUUUUUUUAAUCGUCACGAUCACUAUAUAAAUCAAAUUUAAUCCUCUUUUUGUGUUAAAUGUGAAUAAGGAAAAUGCUAGCCUUUUGGUGCAUUUUGUCUUAUAUAACACAAAUUACAAAAUUGCAAAAGACACCAUUUUAAUCGCUGUAACUCUUAAUGUUCUUUGAUAGUGCGUAGGGAAUUGAUUGAUUUGUAAGCAAUGACCGUCGUCCAUGAGUGAUUUGAGUCUGGAAAUAAGGCGGCGUACCUGUCACAAACAUUGCCUGGCACAAAUUCAAACUUUCUCCGCCACAAUGUCUCUGGUGACGGUUAUUUGGCCUGGUGCUGAUUUGUCUGUUCUCAGCAUUUUUAUUUAAUAUUUUUAACACUUGUCUAGCACAAGGUACUAGUUCAGUAGUGCAUGACAUUUUGUCAGGUGUAAAUAAAAUUGUUAUUUCCCGACCUGGAUGCAACAGAUUAUAUUCAUACAGGAUCACAUUCCCUUUUUGGUCAUUUCCAGACCUGACGUAAUACAUUCUGAUUUACAUGCAUUCCUUAUAGUUUGAUAAUGCUCUAAGAACAGUUAUAAUUGAUCAUCAAACAUACUUGACAAUUUAUUGUAUUUUAACAAUGGCAU
This is a messenger RNA of Patella vulgata (common limpet), 3221 nucleotides long. Its product is annotated as phytanoyl-CoA hydroxylase-interacting protein-like. The record is from RefSeq and is a predicted model, not a curated record. Lineage: Eukaryota; Metazoa; Mollusca; Gastropoda; Patellidae. The transcript is spliced from 4 exons. Bases 267 to 1646 code for a protein of 459 amino acids.